This is a messenger RNA of Exaiptasia diaphana, 1050 nucleotides long. RefSeq names its product protein PXR1. The annotation marks the transcript as partial. NCBI's taxonomy places the organism in Eukaryota, Metazoa, Cnidaria, Anthozoa, Actiniaria, Aiptasiidae. The transcript is spliced from 6 exons. The record is from RefSeq and is a predicted model, not a curated record.
GUUCAUCACAAAUGCAAGGGUUAUAAACUUUGGCGAUUAAAGAUUAAAUGCUGGCAAUUCUUGUACGUUCCAGAAAGACUGGGCCUAGCUCGUACCAGGCCACCAAGAAUGUUUUCCUAUGAUGCAUUGCGAGUAAAAUAGCCUCUUCCCGCCAAUUUUUCAAUCGGCAAGAAGAAGAAUCGAUGUAUUACAACGGAAGAGCCAAUUUUCGCUUAAGAUAAUACUCAUAAACCACAAAUCGACGUUUUAUAUAUUUGAAUUUAAGCUUUAUAUGUGCAUAAAAGAGUUUGAACGAUAAUUAACAUGAGAGGACCUGAAGAGAACGGKAAAUCCACCGAACAAGAAGCGCCAAAUUUUGAAGGCGACACUUGUACUGAAAAUCUGUCUGGCCGUGAUCCCUGUUCAAGCCCGCCGUGUAAGAGACUUAAACAAGGUGUCCUAAAUUUCCAGUCAGCACCAAAACAAAGUACCACGACAUCAAUAGAUUUGAAAGAUUGCCUUUCAGUAGUUGAGCAAGAUGGUGUGAUCACUUCAAAAUUUGGAGGACUGGUAACAGCUGCUACAUCUCCAUCUAACAAAGAAACACAAAUGAGUCUUACAUGUGAUGACGACSAUGAUGUGAUGGUUGUUGACAUAACAGUAACUAACCAGCAAUCUCCAAAGUCUCCAGUAUCAGUUAAUCAGGAUAACAGUACCAGCAAUCUUUCUAACACUCCAGUGCAGCGUUUGUCGAGUGCUGAGAAAAAGAAAAGAAAAGAAGAACGGGAUAAUAUGAAAGAAGUAAAGCGAAAAGAAAAGGAAGAGAAGAUGAAACAGCGAGAGCAAGCAAAAGCUGCAAAAGAAAAGGAAAGACUUGAGGCAAAACAGAAGAAGGAACAAGAAAGACUUGAGAGGCAGGCUGAAAAAGAGAAAAAGGAAAAAGAUAGAUUGGAGAAAAAGCUUAGAGAAGAAAAAGAAAAGCAGGAAAAGAAAGAAAAGCGUGAAGAGGAGAGGCGAAAAAAAGAAGAAGAGCAAAACGCAAAACUAGAAGAGAAAAGGAAAAAAGAAGAA